Molecule: messenger RNA, 1038 nt
Organism: Daphnia carinata
Lineage: Eukaryota; Metazoa; Arthropoda; Branchiopoda; Diplostraca; Daphniidae
Exons: 2
Coding region: 59-952 (297 amino acids)
Source: RefSeq, a predicted model, not a curated record
GGUCGUGUUGAAUAACUGUCAAACAUCGUCACUUAGGUAUAAAAGAAGGUGAAACUCGAUGGAAAUUCAGCAGACUUGCCUUCCUCAUUUCUUCUGCAACAACCAAGCGGUUCCUUCUCCACGAAAAAACAUGAAAUUCUCGGCUUCAGCAGCUCUUUUCCUGGCCGUUUGUUUGGUCUAUGUUCAUGCGGAUGAACGUCGUGUUCCGUCGCAUGGAGGACAUCUACCACUUCCAUAUCGGCCGCCUUCUUACCACGUCAAACCCCAUCCUCCCAAGCCCUAUCGUCCUCAGCCUUACCAUCCCAAGCCCCAACCUCCUUUGCCUUACCAUGCUAAGCCCAUCCAUCCUUUGCCAUACCACCCUAAACCCCAACAUCCUUUACCUUACCGUCCAAAGCCCCAACACCCAACACCUUACAAGCCCAAGCCUCAACAUCCCAAGCCUCAACAGCCCUCGACUCACCGCCCAAAGCCUCAGCGCCCCAAUCGUCCGUGGGUGAUGCACCCCCAACCAGAAAACACCAACAUCAAUAUUAAUCGCAACGAGAACAGCAAUGCAAACAUCAUCUUUGCAGACCUUUUCUCUCAACUACUCGCCAACGGAGAGGACCCAUGUCUUUUUGAUAUGGACUGCUUCGAUAAGAAAUUGAAAACUAAAGAUGUUGUUGUUGAGGCAAAGGCCAACGAGACCGAAGAACAAAAGGCUGCUACCAUCAAAGACACCGAGGCUGCCAUCACCAAUGACACCGAGGUUGCCAACACCAGCGAAACCGAAGAUGCUACCACCAAUGACAUUGAGGCUAUUAUCAACACUGAAGCCGAGGAUGCUGCCACUAGUGACGACGGGGCUAGCCUGGAUCAAACUGAGCAGACCGAAGAAGAGGAUGCCGUCGUUGUGGAACCACGCCAGGAAAGCGAAGCCGAGGAAGACGAUGGUAUGGCGAUGUUUUAAUUAUUCCAGAUUCUAUUUUUCAAGCCGUGUACACCGUUCAACGAUGACGACGCAAAACCAAACCGCUGAAUACUGAACCCGGUUAA